Molecule: messenger RNA, 3579 nt
Organism: Megalops cyprinoides (Indo-Pacific tarpon)
Lineage: Eukaryota; Metazoa; Chordata; Actinopteri; Elopiformes; Megalopidae
Product: CMP-N-acetylneuraminate-beta-galactosamide-alpha-2,3-sialyltransferase 4-like
Exons: 11
Coding region: 362-1381 (339 amino acids)
Biological process (GO): glycolipid biosynthetic process
Molecular function (GO): sialyltransferase activity
Source: RefSeq, a predicted model, not a curated record
UAGAUAGUAUAAUCAUUGGGCCUUUUUGUAAUCUGCGGUAUGUUGCCACUAAGGUCACAUUUUAGGGGAUUAUGUAGUGUUUCCUCAACCCCCAGUUUCAGACAGAUUCAUCGUUACAAGUUGAGAACAUUUUUGUUAUUUACAAUCUGCACCACAUCUGCACCGCAUACCUCAGUGAAAGAGAGAGACUCUCUUUCUUGUUUUCCAUUUUAAAGAUGUGACUCCUAUCUGCAGGGAAGAUACAAGGGUCAGAGAGACGCCUGGGUUCCAGGGCGAGGUGGAAAUGACCAAAGGCAAAGACAUGUGAGGGUGGUAACAACAUGUGCAGUUCAGAGAUAAGAAUACGAAGGAGCAUGUGAAGAUGUCCCUCAAGGCUGCGAAAACAUGGUCCAUCAGGCUGAUAUCUGCGGUCCUGUUCUUCAUAUCCUUCUAUUACUCCCAUGUCUUUCUUCAAAGCUAUUCAGCAACCAGCAAGUCUCCACCCCCCAGCAAAACAGUGUGUGACAGAUGGGUAACGUCAAAGAAGUGGGAGAACCUCAGCUUUAAUGUCACAAGGAAUACACGGCUGUUCUUGAGACUGGAAGAUUUCUUUUGGAAAGACUGUCCGUCAACUUUGCCAUUACCGUAUGGUAUUAAGGGCAGCGAGCUUUACCUUUUGAAGGUUUUAGCCAUCAUGACCAGCUAUGAAAUGCCAGCCAGCAUUGAGAACUUGAGCUGCAGAACCUGCGUAGUCAUUGGCAAUGGGUUUGGCAUCAAGAACAGCUCCUUAGGGGGCACUAUCAACAAGUAUGAUGUGGUGAUCAGGUUGAAUGAUGCCCCUAUAAGGGGCUACGAGGAGGAUGUGGGCAACAAGACCACCAUGCGCUUCUUCUACCCAGAAUCUGCAUCCUACAAUCCCACUAUCCACAAUGACCCAGAUACUAUCAUGGUGCUGGUGCCCUUCAAGCAGCAAGACCUGCGCUGGCUGAAGGAGAUUUUAUAUGACGAGAAAAGGGUAAGGAAGGGCUUCUGGAAACCCCCACCUCAGAUAUGGCUCGGUAAAGCCAGCCACAUCCGUAUCCUGGAUCCUUUCUUCCUGCGCCAGACGGCCAGCCGUCUGCUUAAAAUUCCCCUCAAUUUGCCACCAAAGAGCAACCAGAAUCCUGUACACCCCACCACAGGGAUUCUGGCUAUAUAUGUUGCCUUGAACUACUGCGAUGUAGUGCACAUCGCUGGAUUCGGGUACCCAGAGACAAAAAACCAGAAGCACCCAAUUCACUACUACGGAUAUGACACUAUGAAAUCCAUGAAGGAUUCCUACCAUGACCUCAACCAUGAGGCAGAGGCUCUGAAGUGGCUGGAGGAUUCUGGUGCCAUCCUGUAUCUGCAUCCCCAUUCUUGACCCGUGUCCCCCCACUGCCCGCUGACCCCUCAGUCAGGCACACGCUGUGCAGGACUCCUUCCCUUCCCAUAGAAAAACACAAGAAGAGGAAAAGGGGUCACAAGUCGUAUGCAGACGCUUUGCCUGUGAGGCAGAUACACAUUUUUUUUUAUUUGAAUAUCUUCAGACUCCUUGAUUCCUAUUUCCACUGGAAGUUUUAUAGAGUGAAGAGUUUUAUCAGAAUGACGUGUGACCAUUGUGAUGUAAAGCAAACUGGACAUGGAUGUCCUGUCUUCAUUUGGGUUUUUCUGACUGGAUUUUUGGUAAUGUCUUUUUUUCUUUUUCACCAUGCGGUACUUUUAAAUGUGUAUGGGAUACCUGGAGCAAGUCACCUGUAGGUUACAUAGGGACAUUCUGGGUGUGCUUCAGUGCAGUGACAAUUUAUGAUACCCAGAAAUAAGCCUUUAGCAGACCACACAGGUUUGUCAUUAACUGGAGUGCAUGAGACAAGAGCAGUCAUUGUUCUUCAGUGACCUGCGCAGAAGAUACUGGAGACUGUUCUCUGCUUCUGAACUGUAGAGUGGAUCUGGGUGGGUUUCACUGGCUUAUGCAGGCAACAAAAAAAAAAAAACUUACAAUUCAGGAUGCUUCAGGUGUGUGAGAUUUUACAUGUGAGUGUGUCCUCUGAAGGCACAUCCCUUCUGUCAGAGAGCGGUGCCCACAAGCUUGAUCCCAGAUGUGGCCAGAAGAGGGCGUCUGUGGAUGCACAGUGGAUCUGUCUGGAGAGGCUAAGGGAAAGUUUCACAAAAAAGUAUGUGUGGAGAUAAACAAGCAGUGGGAGCAAGUAACAGUGCACAGACUCUGCAUAGCUUCAACGUGACUGUGAUAUGUACAAUACUACAUACAGAUCAGAACAGUCCACGUCAUAAACAUCUGCUGGUGUUUUGCAGUGCUGUGACUGAGGGAAAGUCUCCAAACAGGAGGCUUAUUAAAAUUCCUGUUCUCUUGUUUGAAACAAAUAAAUUCAUUAUGUGCAGUAUUCAUAAUGUACAUAAUAGUUGUAAUAUAGGUAAGCUUACCUUAAAUUGAAGGAGGUCUGAGGGGGGUGGGUUGGCACUCGUUUUUUUUCAAUGCAAGGGUUAUCUUGCCAUUUGCAAGCUUCAUGUGAGUUUCAUGUCAUGUCUUUCUACGUCGUAUCAUUUAAUGUAAGGUGAGAAAGGAGUCAUUGUAUAGGUCUGAAUGCUGAAAGUGUGUUAUUAUGAUUUAUAAAAAAAGAAUGAAAGGGAGAGCUUAAAAACCAAACAAAGUACUAGAAGCUGGAGAUCACAUUCAGCAUCACUUGAAUCUUGCAAAUUUAGGUCUGUAUAUGUGGAUUUUUUUCAGCCAAAUUUGCAUAAUGCAAAGGCCAACAAGGGGUAGGACAGCCACCCACACACACACACACACACACACACACACACACACACACACACACACAAACACACACACACAAAACAAACACAUUUUAAAAAAUAACCAUACAAGCAACCUUACCUCAUGCCUGUGCCAUUCACAUGCAGGUUGUGUUCACUUGAACUAUGUAUCUUUUACACAAUAGCAUUUAGGUGUAUGGUAUAUAAUCUAUUGAGUGCUGUUGACAUACAAAUCAAUUUUUGUAAAUGGGAGCUGCUCACCAUGGUGUGUUUCAUUAUUAUUUUGUCUAUGAAGGGAAUAGGCAACUGUGCGUUCAGUGUUGAAAAACAAGACCUUGCACUUUUGUGUGUAAUCAUUGUACAGAGGUGUUCUGUAUCCUGGUUUUUUCCUAUCUGUGUGCAGAUUCUGUGGUUCUUCAUUAAUGGGCCAAACAAAAGCCUUCAGUAACUAAGGCAAAGGUGUCAAAAACAAGGGUAUAACUUUAAGACUGGUGAUGUCUACAAUAACAAGACAGAUGAUUUUUGUCUAUCAAUGUCAGAUGGGUCCAUAAUAUGAUUUUUUUUCUAUCAAGUCAAUAUGUCAGAUGGGUCCAUAACCAUUCUAGGGCAUUCCAUUCUUUUCAGUGUGGAAACUUGCAUUUUUUGUUUUCAGUUGUUUUAAGUCGGUUGUAUGUGUGGAAAUGUCAGAUCUGGACCAUGCAGUAAUGAAUUUCUUUGAAAUUUGUUUGCUUGCUUGAAGAAAAUAAAAUACCUUUAUAAUACCAAGAUUCAAUGCAACAUCUAAGGGCAUUUAACAUGUAGAUGAGC